AAGGCAGAUCCUUCUGUCCGUGGAAUAAGAGGAAGCGGACGUUUGAUUCCUGCACAUUCACCGUUUGCUUCCAAUUUGGACUUUUGCGGACAUGAUAAGGUGAAGUUGGCAUUCAGAUUGGUGUUCCUGUUGCCAUCCUUGUGCUGUCUCGUUGGACAUUUGACAUCAUUCUUGCUGAUUCUGAUUCUGGUCGGUUUUGACGCUUACUAGAAGCCUGCUUCAAAAGUUUACUGCAAUAUUUAUCUUUUGACUCGCCAUCUUGUUGAUAGAAGAUCUCGCGUUUUUGCCUUCCGAUUCCUUCCACUGUCUGCCUUCUGUUUAAUCCAGGGUAUCAGAGUCAAUAGCCGGCGCUUUACUAGUCUUGCUUCAAAAUUGGGUUCUCAAGCUCCUACUUCUUUUCCAUGAAGACCCUCUGGUAGAAGGAGAGACUGGGCCACCUGCUCUCUACGGAUGCUUGAGAACUGAGAGCAGGGCCCUAUAUCGUCCCUUUGUAAUCAUACAUCUUGGUUUCUUUUUCCUCUUUCUUCCCGAGAGAAUAUCGGUCUCUUUGAUCCCGCACCUACUCCUACCUAUUGGUCGCAUUUCAGAAGAAUAAUUCCAAGGGAUCUACCAUAGAGGGAAGCUUUCCUCGCCUUUUACCCGGCCGAGGCAAUUUGGAUGUGCAGAAGUCGGCCUCGACAGGGAGAGCGGAGGGGGAGAUGGGUCGUCCUUCGUGGGGCUUGACAAUCUUCACUCAGCUGGCUCUCUGUGGCUUGCUGUGCGUUGCCUUCUUUAUGGGUAAGCCUCAGAAUCCCGGCAGAGAAGAACCAUUGGAUGUGUAUUUCAUGAGCGUCAGCGGGGGGCAUAGACCAUUGAAGCAUCAGAUCAAUCUCCUGAAACAAAUGGAAAAGCUGGUCAAGAGUUACAAUGUAAAGUUCGUCAUCAGUAUCAGCGAGCUCGGUGACGAGGAUCCCCUCUUGCAGAAUGUGAGCAGGAAUUUCCCAUCGCUAAAUAUUCCAUGGUAUGGGACUAACUUUUCUCAAGGGAAAGGACACCUUGCAAAGCAGAUCACAAUCCCGUAUGGAAAUAUCCUAGAUAUUGUGUUUGUUGAUACCAGAAUGCUGAAGGAUAAAGUACUGAUGGAACAAUCAAAUCAUAAUGGGAUGCUAGUGGACCAACAAAACUUGCUCAUGAGAACAUUAUCACAGGCUAAUGGCAAUUGGCGUAUCAUUGUUGGAUAUCACCCCCUAAUUGUUUGCCAAGGGCCAGAGAACACCAUCACACCUACCAAAACAACUGAACUCUAUGAGCCUUUGCACCACGCUUUAGUCAGAUAUGGGAUUGACAUGUAUCUGAGCACUCAGGCUCGCAUUGGCCAUUAUAUUCGAGACAAGGGGAUCACUUACAUUGGAAACCCAGAAUUUGGCAUUGAGAGUCGUAGUUUUCCUUCAGAAAAUGAUAACUCUGGCUGCAUUAGUGGAGCGGAACAUGGAUUUCUUCUACACAGAGUUAGCCCCCUGGAGAUUGAGUCUUAUUUCAUCGAUACAAAAGGCAAAGUAGUCUUCAGGUCCACCCUUCACCAGAGAGGCAAAGAAGUCAUAUAAUCGCCGCAGACCAUUGCUUCCUUUGAGUCUUGUUGUCUAUUUUGUUGGUCAUUCCUUGUUAAUUUAUAUUCCUUCAUUUUUCUGUUCACCUUUUUACAGUGUCAUUUUUUCUGUAUGGGGGAUGAACAGAGGAGAAAGGCAAUAAAGAUUUAUGCAUUAUAAGGUCCUCA
Molecule: messenger RNA, 1753 nt
Organism: Nymphaea colorata (pocket water lily)
Lineage: Eukaryota; Viridiplantae; Streptophyta; Magnoliopsida; Nymphaeales; Nymphaeaceae
Exons: 9
Coding region: 699-1583 (294 amino acids)
Molecular function (GO): ferric iron binding; acid phosphatase activity; ferrous iron binding
Source: RefSeq, a predicted model, not a curated record